CAGGCGUCUCGGCUCCGUGGGUGGCGCGGCGCGCGCGCGCGCCGCCCGUGCGGCGCCGUCUGGCGCGGGGCCCCACGGAUGGCCGAGGGCCUGCCCCGGGGCGCCUCCUGCCACUAUUCCGCGGCGUGGGCGUCCGCGGCGGCCGCAGGGCAGCUGCUCGAGACGGGCGGCGCUGGCGGCGACGAUCUGCGGCUCGGCCUGGAGCUCGCGCUGCAGGGCUGCCUCCAACAGCUGCGGGCGCUGCGGGCCGCGAGGUGCCGCGCCGCGGCCGGGCAAGGCGGUCCUGGGGCACCGUCGGCGAGCGCCGCGGCCUACGCCGCCGAGGAGCAGGCGCUCAAACUCUCCGUCUCCGGCAUCGUGCAGCAGCUCCAGGCGUACCGCGAGGCCCGCAAGGAGCACACCCACGAGCUCCUGCUGGCCGUCGUGCCCCAGAUUCUCCAGCUGCUCCCCACCGUCGCGGCGCUGCGCUUCUCCGCCGCCAGCGCCGGGCUCCGCGCCGCGGGCGUGUCCCAGGGCUGCGGGGCACGGUUGGUGCCGCACCUGGACGCGGCGCCCGCCUGUCCGCGGGCGUUGCGGCGGUUUCUCGGCGAAGUGGCGCUCGGCUCCGUCCGCUCCCUGGCGCUGCCCGCGCCUGCCCUGGACUGGGCGCUGGCCGAGGA
This is a messenger RNA of Prorocentrum cordatum, 659 nucleotides long. The record is from the annotation of a GenBank genome assembly. Lineage: Eukaryota; Dinophyceae; Prorocentrales; Prorocentraceae.